Plasmodium fragile is the source of this 1131-nucleotide messenger RNA. RefSeq lists its product as uncharacterized. Gene Ontology annotation, biological process: maturation of LSU-rRNA; rRNA base methylation. Gene Ontology annotation, molecular function: rRNA (cytosine-C5-)-methyltransferase activity. Gene Ontology annotation, cellular component: nucleolus. The transcript is spliced from 2 exons. The record is from RefSeq and is a predicted model, not a curated record. Lineage: Eukaryota; Apicomplexa; Aconoidasida; Haemosporida; Plasmodiidae. Bases 1 to 1131 code for a protein of 376 amino acids.
AUGAACAGCAGCAGACUACGGCACAUCGAAAAUGCGCUAAACAGCUUCAACUUCAUGUCCCCCCUGGACAUAUACAUGCGGCUGUACUUCAAGGGGAACAACAUAAAGAGUAGAGACAAGCCGUUCAUCUCGGAGCACGUGUACAAUAUAAUGCGCAACAAGACGCUCCUUUCAUAUUUGUCUGCCCCCUCUCCUCUGUACACGAACGUGGUUAAGACGUACUUCUCCUCGGACAAAUGGAAGUACGAAAUGAACAACGAUAAAAUUCCGGCGCACGUGCGGUACUCAUUUCCGAAGGAAUUGUACGAACAGUUGGUCAACUGCUACGGAGAGAAGAAAAGCCACACGCUCAUGUCGAUCCUGAAUGAGAAGGCACCAGUAUUCUUACGAGUGAACACAAAUAAAAUAUCACGUAACGACCUGUACAAACUUCUAAUGAGCAAAGGAGUAUCUGUUGAAAAAUGUGUAAAUUCUCCACAAGGAUUAUUAUUAACAAAGAGUUGUGUCCUUAAAAAUAAUCACGAAUAUAAUAAGGGUUACUUUGAAAUUCAGGAUGAAGCCAGCCAAAUAGUUAGCUCGAAAAUACCUGUCCAGCCAGGUUAUAAGGUAUUAGAUUUCUGUGCAGGGUCAGGUGGAAAAACAUUAGCUUUUUCACCAAUAAUGGAUAACACAGGAAAGAUAUACCUUCAUGACAUACGAGACAAAAUGUUAUCACAAGCAAAAGUGCGAUUGAGGAGAGCAGGUAUUCAUAAUUAUAUUCUUCUAAACAGCAAUCAUAUUUUAUUAAAGAAAUUAGUUGGGUACAUGGACACUGUGAUUGUGGAUGCCCCCUGCACCGGAACAGGUGCCUUAAGGAGGAACCCCGAAAUGAAACACAAGUAUAGCAACAGCAAGCUCUACGAUUAUGUGAAUCUGCAAAGACAAAUUUUUCAACAGGCCUUACUUUAUUUGAAAAAGAAUGGCAAAAUUGUUUAUAUCACUUGUAGCAUAUUAGAUGCAGAAAAUGUUCAUCAAGCAAAGUACUUUUGUGAAAAGCACAACUUGUUUUUGUCUGAACCUCCAUUCCAUUCCUUACCGCAGUCCAAGUCUAUGGACGGGUUUUUCUUGGCCAUAUUUGAACGCCGGGACUGA